AUGUCCUUCGUAGUAGACGGACGACAUGGACAGGGUCCCAACACUGGUCGUCUCGGCAUCACGCAACCUCUCUUAAGUGCUCUACUAGAGGUUGAAGACAUGUGGUAUGGUAUUGUAACAGGUCCGUACUGUAUUGCCGGGGUGUCGCAAUACAAGUAA
Messenger RNA from Neurospora tetrasperma FGSC 2508, 159 nucleotides. RefSeq lists its product as uncharacterized. Lineage: Eukaryota; Fungi; Ascomycota; Sordariomycetes; Sordariales; Sordariaceae. The record is from RefSeq and is a predicted model, not a curated record. The coding region runs from base 1 to 159 and encodes 52 amino acids. The transcript is spliced from 2 exons.